Molecule: messenger RNA, 1478 nt
Organism: Daktulosphaira vitifoliae (grape phylloxera)
Lineage: Eukaryota; Metazoa; Arthropoda; Insecta; Hemiptera; Phylloxeridae
Product: phospholipase A1-like
Exons: 4
Coding region: 142-1374 (410 amino acids)
Molecular function (GO): lipase activity
Source: RefSeq, a predicted model, not a curated record
AUUUUAAGAAGAAAAAAGUAAGAAUAGACUAUUAAUUUAAGUUUUAUUAUAGUUUAAUUCAAUAUUAAAAAUAUUAUAGCUUAAUUUAAAUUAGUUCGAUUUCAUAAACUAUUGGCGAUAUAUGUUUUCUUUAAGUUAGUCAUGCUUAAAGUCAAGUGUCGUGAUCAGGUUAUAAAAUGUAUGGUUUUACUUCAAAUCAUGGCAAUAACUAAAUGUGCAAACAUCGCAGCAGAAAUUGAAUACUUGCCAGAUGAAUUGAUGUUUGAGACUUUUUCCAUAACUCAGCCACUCUCUUUUAGAAUACCACUUGUAGAUGAUAUCAACUUGGUAAAUGUGAAGUUUUUUGCUUAUUUACAUGAAAAUCCCGAGCGAGCUUUAAUUGCAGAUAAAGUAAUAUUUGAUCAUAUGAAAAAAGUAGUAUUCUAUACUCAUGGAUUUAGAACAGCGCAUUUAGAUGAUUCAGUGGCAAUGAAAGAUGCUUUUUUUGAAGGAUCCGAUGAUUUUGAUUGUGUCGUCCUGGUCGACUGGAGAAAAGGAACUUUUGCUAAUAAUUCGUUAUUUUCUAUGGCACCUAAUUAUAUACACGCAGCAACUGUCAAUGUACCGGUAGUAGGAGAAUACUUGGCUGAAUUUAUAAACAGCCAUAUUCCUUCAUACGUUUAUGUGUAUUUAGCGGGGCACAGUCUUGGAGCUCAAAUAUCUGGAAUCGCAGGUAGAACUCUAACGCGUAAUAACCCAAACCGAGUAAUCGACAGAAUAUCAGCUUUAGAUCCGGCUGGUCCAAUAUUCGAGCAUGGGGCACAAUUUUUUGACAUAAGUACCAAGUAUACUUUGCGUAAGACUGACGCCAAAUUUGUUGAUGUUAUUCAUGCCAGUUCUGUGCUAGGCAUGGUCAAAGAAGCUGGUCAUGUUGACAUUUAUAUCGAUGAAGUCGACUGUUCCUUUUUUGACAUAGUUUGUGCACACAGCAAAGCCUUUGAUGUAUUCAAAGCAUCCAUCAACAAGUGUUCACAGAUAAUAUGUCCUUACAAUAAAUUUUCGGAUGACAACGAAUGUAACUAUGAGUCGCGCAAAGAACUCUCUAGUCUCGGUAUCUUAGCGCAUCUGUAUGAAGGUAGAGGUAAAUAUAUUGCUCGCUUCUACACGAAAAGAGAUUCAUUCAAACAAUCUACUGGUGUAUGUACUGCUUACAUGAAUGAAGAAUUAAUGGCCAAAGACAGAAUUUGCCGUACGCCUCCGUCAUUAGGUAGCAAAUGUUGGCUCAAACCCUAUGAAUCCGUUUGUGAAGAUGAAAAAAAAAUGUGUAAAAUAGUUAAAGAAAAAUUAGGAUUCAUAAGACUGCGGUCUAGAGUCACUUGGGUUCGAUAUGAUUAAUUACAUUAAUAUAAUUUAAUGAAUGUUGGGCUUCUUAAAAUAUGUGAUUGUUAAAAGUAAUAUUUUUCUGCUAUUUAUACAUUAUACUAGUGUUUUGUGUGAUU